AUGGGAGAGAACCCAAGUAGCUCAACCGGGAACCCAGUCAUUUCCAUUGGAAAUAUUCGGGGGUUCGGAGGGUGUGACUAUGGAUCAUUUAGAAUGUCGAAUGAGUUUUUAGGGUGGAAAAAUAAAAAAACAAAUAGUGUAUAUCAAUACAAAUGUAGUGAUAUAAGUGAAGCGGAAUGGAUAAAAACUAGCUAUAAUAACAAUAGAUUACAUUUGAAACUUAAUGAAAAGAAAGAUAAUUUGAUUAUUUUUUUUGAUGGGUUCCCAGAUCGAAAUAUAUCAGAAAUAACACAACAUUUUCAGAAAUAUUUUAAUGUACGAUUAGCUAAUAGAAAACUAACUACUCGUGGGUGGAAUUGGGGAGAAUUCAAAUUAGAAAAUUCAAACAUAACAUUUGAAAUAGACAAUAAAUAUGCAUUCAGUAUACCAACAAAUAAUAUUAAUCAAUUAAAUGUACAAAUAAAAACAGACAUAGCUAUGGAAUUAAAAAACGAAGAAAAUAAAAAAACAAAUGAAGACAUGCUAUCAGAAAUACGUUUUUAUUACCCCCAUGAAAAUGAUGAAAACCAAAACUUUCAAAAUUUUAAAAAUGAUUUAUUAGAUAAAGUAAAUAUAGGAGAUUCGAAAAGUGAAUGUAUUGCCUCCCUUGCUAAUAUACCUCUCCUUGUUCCAAGAGGAAGAUAUGAAAUUGAAAUGUACACCAAAUCAUUUAAAUUACAUGGAAAAUCUUAUGAUUUUACUGUCCAAUAUACUAAUAUAAAUAAAAUGUUAUUAGUACCCAAAAGUAAUUCAAAUCAAUACGUUCUAAUAUUCAGUUUAAAUAAUAAAAUGAAGCAAGGACAAACGGAAUAUCCUUUUAUUUUAAUUCAGUUAAACAAUGAUGAUGAUAUGGAGUUAGAUAUAAAUGCAAGUGAAGAUCAUAUAAAAAAAUAUAAAUUAGAAAAAACACUUUCAGGAAAAGCAUACGAUGUAGUUACAAGACUUUUCACAGCUCUUGUUAAAAAAAAUGCCAUAAUUCCAGGAGAUUAUAGAACGGCUAAAAAUGAACAUGGUAUUACUUGUAGUUAUAGAGCAGCAAGUGGACAGUUAUAUCCCUUAAAUAAAUAUUUCCUUUUUAUUGUCAAACCUGUUAUUUUAAUUUCUUUUGAUGAUAUUGUUACAUUAAGUUUUCAAAGAACUGGAAAUAUAAAUCAACAUCGUUUCUUCUCGCUUAUUAUAAAACAUAAAAGAGGAAUGAGUUAUGAAUAUACCAAUAUUGACAAAAAUGAGUAUGUUCCUUUGCUCGAAUUCUUAAAAAGUAAAAAUAUCAAUAUUCAAGAUGAUGCAAAUGUAAAUGAUAAAAAACAGGACUUUGGCGAUGAACUCUCAGAAUCAGAUGAAGAAGAAUAUGUUGCUGAUGAGGAUGAUGAUGAUGAAGAGGAUUAUGUCGCUGAAGAUGAUGAAGAAGACGACGACGAUGAGGGAGACGAGGAAGAAGAGGAGGAAGAGGAAGAAGAAGAUGAUGAUGACAAAUAG
Plasmodium gonderi is the source of this 1515-nucleotide messenger RNA. Its product is annotated as FACT complex subunit SSRP1. The transcript has a single exon. NCBI's taxonomy places the organism in Eukaryota, Apicomplexa, Aconoidasida, Haemosporida, Plasmodiidae. The record is from RefSeq and is a predicted model, not a curated record. Bases 1 to 1515 code for a protein of 504 amino acids. Gene Ontology annotation, cellular component: FACT complex; nucleus. Gene Ontology annotation, molecular function: histone binding; nucleosome binding; DNA binding.